UCCCCAAACACACCGCUCCUCUGCUCUGCUUUGGACGCCUCCCCUGUUUCUCCAUGGGCACCUUCGCCAAGCACAUAAUCCUCUGCCAUAUCCCAACCUCCGACCAACAGCCGCACCGCCCGCCACCGUCCUUGGCCCCUCCACCUCCCCCCGCCGCCGAGGGCCGACUCCAUUCGACGCGGCGCCGGUGGACGUUGCUCUCCUCCGUCCUCACGGCCUCGUCGGCGCUGGGCCUGCGGCCGCCGGCGGCGACAGCGGAGGUGGAGCAGAGGUGGGGGACGAGGUCGUUCUUCAGGGAAAAGUACUUCGAGCCGGGGCUGUCGCCGGACGAGGCGGCAGCGCGGAUCCGGCAGACGGCGGAGGGGAUGCGCAACAUGCGGCACAUGCUCGACACCAUGUCCUGGCGCUACGUGCUGUUCUACGUGCGGCUGAAGUCGGCGUACCUGGACGCCGACCUCAAGAACGCCAUGGCCACCGUCCCUCAGGCGCGCCGCCAGUCCUACGUCAAGACCGCCAACGAGCUCGUCGACAACAUGAGCGAAUUGGAUCGCCAUAUCCGGAGCCCAAAGGUGUAUGAAUCGUAUCUCUACUACGAGAAGACAUUGAAGUCGUUGGAUGAUCUUGUGUCGCUUCUUGCCUAAUUAAAUCGGUGAAUUAUUUGACUUUGUAAAAAUAAGGAUGGAUCGGAUUAUAGGGCAGUAAAUGAGACUGAGUAAAGCUUUGAGUUAUUAA
Messenger RNA from Zingiber officinale, 732 nucleotides. Its product is annotated as photosynthetic NDH subunit of lumenal location 2, chloroplastic-like. Gene Ontology annotation, molecular function: calcium ion binding. The coding region runs from base 54 to 641 and encodes 195 amino acids. The record is from RefSeq and is a predicted model, not a curated record. NCBI's taxonomy places the organism in Eukaryota, Viridiplantae, Streptophyta, Magnoliopsida, Zingiberales, Zingiberaceae. The transcript has 2 exons. Gene Ontology annotation, biological process: photosynthetic electron transport chain; photosynthesis. Gene Ontology annotation, cellular component: photosystem II; photosystem II oxygen evolving complex; chloroplast.